Amorphotheca resinae ATCC 22711 is the source of this 648-nucleotide messenger RNA. RefSeq lists its product as hypothetical. Gene Ontology annotation, molecular function: structural constituent of ribosome; RNA binding. The record is from RefSeq and is a predicted model, not a curated record. Gene Ontology annotation, biological process: translation. Lineage: Eukaryota; Fungi; Ascomycota; Leotiomycetes; Helotiales; Amorphothecaceae. The transcript is spliced from 4 exons. Gene Ontology annotation, cellular component: ribosome; cytosolic large ribosomal subunit. Bases 1 to 648 code for a protein of 215 amino acids.
AUGGCGAUCAAGCACAACCAGCAGAUCCCUCACAACCAUUUCCGAAAGGAUUGGCAGCGACGAGUUCGAGUUCACUUCGACCAGCCUGGCCGAAAGCUGAGACGCCGUAAUGCCCGUCUCGCAAAGGCUUCCGCCGUCGCACCUCGCCCAGUUGACAAGCUGAGACCUAUCGUCCGAUGCCCAACUAUCAGGUACAACCGACGUGUACGAGCUGGACGUGGUUUCACCUUGGAGGAGUUGAAGGAAGCUGGUAUCCCCCGCAAGCUGGCGCCCACAAUCGGUAUCUCCGUUGACCCCCGCCGCCAAAACCUCUCCACCGAGUCCCUCGCCGCGAACGUUGCCCGCCUAAAGGAGUACCGCGCCCGUCUCAUCCUCUUCCCCCGCAAACUCGGCCAGCACAAGCAGGGUGAUGCUUCCAAGGAGGAGGUAUCUGCUGCCAAGGACACAGUCACGAGCGUCAAGCGCUCCCUGCCUAUUGUCCACGCCGACACUACCAUCAAGGAGAUCAAGAAGAGCGAUAUGCCUGCGCCUAUUGAGGGUGGUGCUUACCGAAAGUUGAGGGAUGCGAGAAGUGAGGCGAGAUUGGCUGGCAAGCGUGAGAAGCGGGCAAAGGAUAAGGCUGAGGAGGCCGCUGCUGCUAAGAAAUAA